AAUACAGACAUUACUUUGUUUCUAUAUUUUGGGCCGAAAUCUUUCAGAACGAAAAAUCCUUCAGUUCCGUGUAGUUUGAAACAAUUUAGUAAAAAAUUAAAUUGCUCAAAUUUGCGUUAAAAGCUUAAGCUCUGCGGACCGCGGUUAUUACGCCGUGCCCAUCUGGCAACGCUGUACCCAGGUGUCAACAACUGAUAGGGCGACCGGGGGUGGUCAGGAGAGCAGAGAGGAGGUGCGAAUGCAAAAUGAAUUGAGCGGUGAACGAGCUGAAAACAAACCAAAACAAGUGUCAUAAUCCUAUCCACACACUCGGAGACGAUGGCAAGCGAUGAUCUUUAUCGCACCAAGUACUCCAGUUCGCGCUAUCAGCGCCAGCAGACGCCCUUGAACGCCACGGCUCUUCACUGGCAGCGCCAGCAAUACGGACACGAUCUUGAUGAGCUUCUUCGCCGGCGGCUCCUGGCCUCACCCGCCUACGUGGACAGGCUGGAACAGGAGGCCGUUCUCGCCGGACAUGACGGUUGCGUCAAUUGUCUGGAAUGGAGCUCGGACGGCUCGUGGCUGGCCUCGGGGUCGGACGAUUACCGUGUUAUGAUCUGGGAUCCAUUUCGCAAGCGAUGCGUUCAUGUAAUCGCCACAAAGCACUUGGGCAACAUGUUCUCGGUCAAGUUCCUGCCCAAGCAUAACAACAACAUAGUAGCUACGUGUGCGGCGGACAAGUUCAUCUAUGUGUAUGAUAUCAACCACUCGAACGAGACCCUGUUCGCCUGCAACUGCCAUCUGAUGCGGGCCAAGCGUCUGGCCACCGCCCAGGACUCGCCGCACGUCUUUUGGUCGGCCGGGGAGGACGGCUGCAUCUUACAGCUGGACAUGCGGGAGCCGCAUCGCUGUCGCCCCGAAGAGGCUAGCAGUGUUAGAUUACUUAGCCUUUCCUAUCAUGUGGAGUCCGGCACUGAGGCCAAGUGCUUGGCCAUUAAUCCCCGGCGAACGGAGUACCUGGCGGUGGGGGCCAAUGAUCCUUUUGCGAGGGUAUUUGAUCGACGCAAGCUACCAUCCAACGCCGGAGAUGCGCUGAGCGGGUGUGUUGCCUAUUAUGCGCCUGGUCAAAUUGUUAAGAACAUCACCCGAAAUAUUGUUCAUGAGUCACGGGCCGUGACUUAUCUCACGUUCAAUGGAAAUGGUACGGAAUUGCUAGUCAAUAUGGGAUGCGAGCACGUCUAUCGCUACGAUCUGAACAGCGCCGAGCCCCCUGUUUUUUACGAGCUACCUGCCUACACAUCUCCUGCCGUCCAGGAGGACGACGAUCAGGUGAAGGAAGCUCCCCAUAAGAGUCGGUCGCUGCCCGCGAGCAUAGAAGUUCACAAGAAGGAGGGUAACGAAUUUCUUGAAAACGGAAAGCUGGUUGCCGCCAUCGAUGCAUAUUCGGCGGCGUUGGCCAAGUAUCCUCAGGGCGAGGUUCUGUAUCUGAACAGAGCCACUGCACUGAUGCGACGCGGCUGGUUUGGCGACAUAUAUGCAGCUUUAAGGGAUUGCCAUGAGGCCCUGCGCCUUGAUCCCAGCUAUGUGAAGGCCCACUUUCGGCUGGCUCGGGCGCUGUUGGAACUUCAUCGUCCCCAGGAUGCAGAAAGGUGCCUGCAAGCUCUCAUCCAGCGAUUUCCCAGCUUUGCCAACAACCAUGGUGUCCUAAUGUUGAACAAGGACAUAAAGGAGAACCGCCGGCAGUCGCAUAAUACAGAGCCACCGGAGCCAGAGCCGGUGGAGGAUGGCUUCCGCUAUCUGAGGCUCACUGAUGUUGAGUACGAUCUCCGUUCCUCGGCCCGAGACUAUAUGCAGCGCUAUGUGGGUCACUGUAACAUCACCACGGACAUCAAGGAGGCAACGUAUCUGGGCAGCCAUGGCGAAUUCAUCGCCGCCGGGUCAGAUGAUGGCAACUUUUACAUUUGGGAAGGUGACACUGGGAAGAUACGGGCCGUUUAUCGGGCGGAUAGCGCCAUCGUGAAUUGCGUUCAACCGCAUCCCAGUAUCUGUAUGCUGGCCACCAGUGGUAUUGAUCACGAUAUCAAAAUCUGGUCGCCGUGCGCCUCCAGUCCGGAAGAGAGACCAAAUCUAGUGGCCGAUGUGAUGCGGUACGUGGAGGAUAAUCAGCAAAAGAUGCGCACCGAUCCAUUCGAACUGAAUACGCGCAACGCGUACUGUUUCAACAAUUAAGAACUAUAGCGUAAUGUGAAUUUUUAGAUCUAGAUGUAGAUCUAAAUUUGGCAAUAUAUCGAAUAUUAGUGUAAUAUAAUUUAAGCAAACUUA
This is a messenger RNA of Drosophila ananassae, 2301 nucleotides long. It is a transcript of the gene adp, whose product is annotated as WD and tetratricopeptide repeats protein 1. The coding region runs from base 319 to 2208 and encodes 629 amino acids. Gene Ontology annotation, biological process: negative regulation of fatty acid biosynthetic process. Gene Ontology annotation, cellular component: cytoplasm; Cul4-RING E3 ubiquitin ligase complex. Lineage: Eukaryota; Metazoa; Arthropoda; Insecta; Diptera; Drosophilidae. Gene Ontology annotation, molecular function: protein binding. The record is from RefSeq and is a predicted model, not a curated record. The transcript is spliced from 2 exons.